This is a messenger RNA of Dovyalis caffra, 2139 nucleotides long. The record is from the annotation of a GenBank genome assembly. NCBI's taxonomy places the organism in Eukaryota, Viridiplantae, Streptophyta, Magnoliopsida, Malpighiales, Salicaceae.
AUGGCGGCCACCGGUGGUUGUGUUGUUUUUUCCACGGUGGUCCGCUCCUCCCAACUAACACCGUCACCAAAUUUCAAACUGAAUCCGAGUCAAAGGCGAUUUGCUGUUUCCAGCGAGAGUCAGUUUGCGACGACAGUUAGAACUGAUACGAAAAGAACGACUAGUUUUAGAGAGAAUGGGAUUUUCAAAGAUAAACACAAAGAAGAAGCGAUAGAGAGAGUAACGGAAAAUAAGCAAAAAAAUCCAUACCUGCUGGAGUUGGAGAGGAAUGAAAGUGAAGAAAAUAGGAGUAGAAAGAAUCUUAAGGAUUACUUUGACGAGUCAAAGAAUCUGAUCAGAUCAGACGGUGGUCGUGGUCCGCCUAGAUGGUUCUCUCCGUUAUACUGUGGGUCCCGCUUGGACGAUUCUCCUCUCCUCCUCUAUUUGCCUGGAAUCGAUGGUGUCGGGCUAGGGCUUAUUAUGCAUCAUCAAAGCCUUGGAAAGAUUUUCGACUUAUGGUGCUUGCAUAUUCCAGUCAAGGAUAGAACAUCAUUCACCGGCCUAGUGAAGUUGGUAGAACAAACAGUUAGAUCAGAGAACUACCGUUCACCUAAUAGACCCAUAUAUCUUCUCGGAGAAUCUCUUGGAGCAUGCCUUGCACUAGCUGUUGCAGCUCGUAACCCUGAUAUUGAUGUUGUACUUAUUUUGGCCAAUCCAGGAACGUCUUUUGAGAAAUCACGAUUGCAACCUCUCAUACCUCUAUUGGAAAUAAUACCCCUUCAAUACCAGCUUAGCCUUUCUUAUAUGCUGAGCUCCAUGACAGGUGAUCCUUUGAGGAUGGCAAUGGACAAGGUAGUGAAGGGACUUCCUCUACAACAAACAGCUGAAGGAUUAUCAAAAGAUGCUUUUGCAAUGUCAUCAUAUGUAGAUGUUCUAGCUAAUAUCUUACCCAAAGAAACGCUUCUGUGGAAGCUAGAGAUGCUUAAAUCCGCUUCAGCAUUUGCCAAUUCACGCCUCCAUGCCGUGAAAGCUCAAACACUGCUACUUACCAGUGGGAGGGAUCAGUUACUACCAAGUGAAGAUGAAGGCAAAAGACUUCUCCAUGCACUUCGAAAAUGUGAAAUUCGUAGGUUUAAUGACAAUGGUCAUUACCUAUUCUUGGAAGAUGGUGUUGAUUUGGUGAGUGUCAUCAAAGGUGCUAGUUUCUAUCGCCGCGGUAAAUGCCAUGACUACGUUUCUGAUUAUAUACCUCCAGCCCCUUCUGAAGUCAAAAAAAUGUGGGAAUCAAACAGGUUGUUUAUGCUUACUACCAGCCCUGUAAUGCUUUCAACUUUAGAAGACGGGAAGAUUGUGAAGGGCUUUGCAGGAAUUCCUUCGGAGGGACCAGUCUUGUUCAUUGGUUAUCACAUGCUAUUGGGAACUGAAUUGGUGCCAAUGGUAAUGAACCUUUUGUUGGAAAGAAAUAUUCUUAUGAGAGGGGUAGCACAUCCAAUGAUGUUUACGAGAAAGAAAGAAGGGAAGUUACCUGAAUUAUCAAGUUUUGACUCAUACAGAAUAAUGGGUGCAGCUCCUGUUUCCGGAACCAAUCUCUACAAACUUCUUUCUUCAAAGGCCCAUGUGCUAUUGUACCCAGGAGGCCUGCGUGAGGCCUGUCAUCGAAAGGGUGAACAAUACAAGUUAAUCUGGCCAGAGCAAUCUGAGUUUGUUAGAAUGGCAUCAAGGUUUGGAGCAAAAAUUAUACCAUUUGGUGUUGUUGGUGAAGAUGAUUUUGGUGAAGUAGUUUUUGAUUAUGAUGAUCAAAUGAAGAUUCCUUUCCUUAGGGAUCUUAUUAAAGAACUGUCAGAGGAGGCUGACACAGUGAGGUCUGGAUUGAAUUCUGAGGUAAACCAAGAUAUUCAUUCUCCAGUAAUCCUACCAAAAUUUCCAGGCAGAUUUUAUUACUAUUUUGGGAAACCAAUUGAAACAGAAGGAAGGAUGCAUGAAUUAAGAGACAAGGACAAAGCGCAUGAGUUAUACCUACAAGUCAAGUCUGAGGUGGAGAAAUGCAUUGCUUUUUUGCAGGAUAAAAGAGAAAGUGAUCCUUACAGAAAUAUAUUAGCUCGGCUAGCCUACCAGUCCACGCAUGGGUUUGAUUCCGAAGUUCCAACAUUCGAACUUUGA